UGGAGAAGCUCACGGGUUCACUCCGCUGUUAAGCGCCUCCCCAUUUCUCUAAACUACAUUAUAAUGCAACCAACCUCGCUUUUAACCACAAACCGAAUUUGCUUUCAUUUACUCUAUAUAUAUUUCUUAAAUAGGUUAAAGUCAUAGAGAUCUUUUUUUUGUUGGGAAUAGCACUUCGCCCCCGGAGCGGUGCGCGAUGCUAUCUCAUGCCGACCUGCUGGAUGCUCGCCUCGGUGAGUUAUCAUCACCAAACUCCGGUCUUCAACUCUACUGGAUGAAGGAUGCCGCCGCGGAGCUCCUGGGCCACAGGGAGGCUCUGAAGUGCAGGCUCGGCGGAGGGGGGCCUGAUCCCGGGCACUCCGGGGGGGACCUCGGCGGCCCGGGCCCGGACGGCGUGGAAGGGGCCACGAUGCUCCCGGGCGACGACAUCAGCGGCGGCGGCGGCGGCGGAUCCAACGCGGUGCAGGUCAACAGCAAAGAGCAGGAGAAGCAGCAGCAGAACAACAACAACAACAACAAUAACAACAACAGCCAGUCCGGAGGGGGGCAGCAGAGCCAGAGCCAGAAACAGAAGCGGCACCGGACCCGGUUCACCCCGGCGCAGCUCAACGAGCUGGAGAGGAGCUUCGCCAAAACGCACUACCCGGACAUCUUCAUGCGGGAGGAGCUGGCUCUGAGGAUCGGCCUCACGGAGUCCAGGGUGCAGGUCUGGUUUCAGAACCGACGCGCCAAAUGGAAAAAGCGCAAGAAGACCACCAACGUGUUCCGGUCCCCGGGAACCCUGCUGCCGACGCACCACGGCCUCUCCCAGUUCCCGUCCGCGGCGGCGGCUGCGGCGGCCAUGGGCGACAGCCUGUGCUCCUUCCACGCCAACGACGGCCGCUGGGCCACGGCGGGGAUGCCCGGCGUGUCCCAGCUGCAGCUGCCGCAGGCUCUGGGCCGCCAGCAGGCCAUGGCGCAGUCCCUCUCCCAGUGCAGCCUGGGCGCCGGGCAGCCGCACAACUCCAUGGGCCUGUCCAACAUGUCCAACGGCUCCGGGCUGCAGUCGCACCUCUACCAGCCCACGUUCCCCGGGAUGGUGUCCGCGUCCCUGUCGGGCCCGACCAACAUGACCCACUCGCCGCAGCUGUGCAGCUCCCCGGAGAGCGAGGUGUGGAGAGGGACAAGCAUCGCGUCGCUGCGCCGCAAAGCGCUGGAGCACACAGUGUCCAUGAGCUUCACCUAGAGACGAGCGGGGAGAGGCUUCUUCGGUUCGCUUUGGGUUUUUUGACACGUCGCGUUCAGUUACUUUUUCAUCCAAAUGCAUCCAAACGGCGCACCGGGAGAAAUACAACCGGGAUACUUGAUCCAAAAAGAAAACGCACAGCACAUCCGGUCAUUUUAUUUCCUCCCCAAAUGGCAAACAAAGACGGGAACCCCGAAGCGAGUCGCCGGGCCUUCAUCCAGCCUCCAGACGGUUCUCUUAGAAGCUAUAAUUUGUCAUUUAGCAUGUGUGGCAACUAUUUAUUUAUCUAUUUAAAUGAACUUAUCCGUUCUGUAUUUAUUUAUUUAUUCGGCACAUGCGGCCCUCGGUGAACGUUGACUGACAGUUUUUUGUGAAGACAAAUUCUGGAGAUACUUUGAAAUACAAAAAAAACAAAUCGGUUCUGAUGCCCCCCCCC
Pungitius pungitius (ninespine stickleback) is the source of this 1661-nucleotide messenger RNA. It is a transcript of the gene otpa, whose product is annotated as orthopedia homeobox a. Gene Ontology annotation, molecular function: DNA-binding transcription factor activity, RNA polymerase II-specific; DNA binding. NCBI's taxonomy places the organism in Eukaryota, Metazoa, Chordata, Actinopteri, Perciformes, Gasterosteidae. Gene Ontology annotation, biological process: regulation of DNA-templated transcription; neuron differentiation. The record is from RefSeq and is a predicted model, not a curated record. The transcript has 3 exons. Bases 197 to 1225 code for a protein of 342 amino acids.